This is a messenger RNA of Trichoderma gamsii, 831 nucleotides long. RefSeq lists its product as hypothetical. The record is from RefSeq and is a predicted model, not a curated record. Bases 1 to 831 code for a protein of 276 amino acids. The transcript is spliced from 2 exons. Lineage: Eukaryota; Fungi; Ascomycota; Sordariomycetes; Hypocreales; Hypocreaceae.
AUGGAGAAUCAAAAUCAAGAAUUUUUCCCAUUCAGUAGAGAGCCUGAGGUGCAGAGGGAAUUCAGGCACUAUCUCGAGAAAAACACGAACAAGAAGCACAUAUCCGCAGAGAGGAAGCACAGUCUUAUACGAUGGCUUUCUGACACCGAUGCCAAGCCCCAGUCUCAGAGUGACUACUCCCUACGAAACUACGCGUUCAAGACUUAUAAAUGGGACGAUGACACGAAUAUCCUUUGGGGGAUCGGGAAGAGCGAGAAGCCCGAAAAGCCUGCCAAGAAUGGAAAGGGCAAGAAGAGUUGGGUGAGUGGCAAGAGAAAAGCCAACAGGAGUGCAAAGUGCCAGGAUAGGGUGGUUGUCACUGAAGAUGAGAUCUUGAAUGUGGUGGAACAAAUCCACAUGUCCAAUGAUCAUGGAGGGUGGGAUGCCACCUGGGACGAGGUCAGCAGCAAAUAUUGUGGGAUCGUGAGAUCAGAUGUCAUCUUCCUCCUGAAGAGGUGUUACAUCUGCACCAUAAAGCCUCGCAAACAAUCCAGGAGGAAUGCGACCCCUGAUGAGUCCCCUGCUUCAAGCCCAUCUCGCGCAGGGCCGUCCUCUGAACAGCAAACUUCUCAGGGAUCACUACAAUUCUAUGGGCAGCAAGCCCCCGAGCAGCAAGAUUUCGAUCAAAUCCUCGACCAGCACUCCCAGGAAACAAUCGACUAUAAUUUCGGGAAUGAUUUUGGGGCCGGCAGCUUCCAAACCAAUAGCUUCCAAACAGAUAGCUUCCCAUAUGAGGCUUCGGGCAGCGACACUUACCCCUACAAUCUCGAUUUCAUGUCAGACUCUGUGUAA